Molecule: messenger RNA, 2726 nt
Organism: Mustela erminea (ermine)
Lineage: Eukaryota; Metazoa; Chordata; Mammalia; Carnivora; Mustelidae
Gene: TRA2A
Product: transformer 2 alpha homolog
Exons: 9
Coding region: 1178-1720 (180 amino acids)
Biological process (GO): positive regulation of mRNA splicing, via spliceosome
Cellular component (GO): spliceosomal complex
Molecular function (GO): RNA binding
Source: RefSeq, a predicted model, not a curated record
CUGGGAGGCCAGAAGGUUUCUGGCGGGGCCGGCGCCAUCUUGCCGGAGCCUGCGACCGAGUGGGAGUGGAGUGGAGCGGCCGUUGUUGCCGACUCUUUCCUCCUCCCCACGGUCCAGUCAGCGGUUGAUUAGGCCAUCGGCCCUCAAGCCGAGACUUGUCUCUUAUUUAGUUCUGGGGAGCACCUGGCCGACAUGAGUGAUGUAGAGGAGAACAACUUCGAGGGCAGAUGAGCGGCCGCGUCUCUGUUGGAACCGGCGGCGUUGCGUCUAUAAAGGCGAAAGCCUUGAGGUUGAAGGUGGGACGAGCCUAAUGAAGUGGUUAAUGUUCGUGAAGAAAUUGAAGAGUUUUUUCCAAGAAUGUGGAAGAUAAAUCAAGAUAAAAGAAGGCUAAUGAAAAGUAUUAAAGAUCAGAAAAUUAAAAUUGAAUGGGGGAAAAAAUUGAACAGAAGAUUGGUCAGAUAGAAGCACUUGAAUAUUUUUUUUAAGGCUAUUUUGAAUUGUUUGAAUUGGGGAAGAAUACACGAAGUAUGAAAAAUGAAAAACUCAAUGAAGAAUGAAGAGAAGUAGAAAGCAAGAGUGAAGUAGAAUUAAAAGAAUCUGGAAGAAUGAAUGGGUCCUAGGUUAAGUAAAUGUAUGGUUUAUGUUCCAGUGUCUGUAUGAUCAAGUUGUAGAUGAAUUUGCAUGAUUUCUUAGUUAAUAGAGAAUUGGUGAUCUGGUUCAAGUAGGGAAUUAUUGAGGACAGUUAGCAGUAUUAACAAUGGGUUAUUAAUGAGCUGAAAUUUUUUCUGGAGGGUGUUGCCUAACCAUUUGUUUUUCAGGAGCAAUCAAUAUAAUAAUUACGGUACUUAAAAUGUUAGGUGUUAGGCAUCUACGUGACCAGUGCCAUUUGUAAUACUGUCUUCUUUGUUAGGAGUCUCGCUCUCAGUCAAAAUCUCCAACGGGAACGCCUGCUCGUGUAAAAUCGGAGAGCAGGUCAGGAUCUCGUAGUCCAUCAAGGGUUUCCAAACACUCAGAAUCCCAUUCUCGAUCAAGAUCAAAAUCCAGGUCGAGGUCAAGGAGGCAUUCUCAUAGACGUUACACUCGAUCCAGAUCCCAUUCUCACUCUCAUAGGAGACGAUCUCGAAGUAGGUCAUACACACCAGAAUACCGGCGUCGAAGAAGCCGAAGUCAUUCUCCAAUGUCUAACCGGAGAAGACAUACAGGCAGCAGGGCAAAUCCAGAUCCCAACACUUGUCUUGGAGUGUUUGGCCUCAGUUUAUACACAACAGAGAGAGAUCUUCGUGAAGUAUUUUCUCGAUAUGGACCAUUGAGUGGUGUCAAUGUGGUUUAUGAUCAGCGAACUGGUCGGUCACGAGGAUUUGCUUUUGUUUAUUUUGAAAGAAUAGAUGACUCAAAGGAGGCUAUGGAAAGGGCAAAUGGAAUGGAGUUGGAUGGUAGAAGAAUUCGAGUGGAUUAUUCUAUUACCAAGAGAGCGCACACACCUACACCUGGCAUCUACAUGGGCAGACCAACUCAUAGUGGCGGUGGCGGUGGUGGAGGUGGUGGUGGAGGUGGAGGAGGUGGCAGGCGUCGAGAUUCUUACUAUGAUAGAGGAUAUGAUCGUGGAUAUGACAGAUAUGAAGACUACGAUUACCGGUACAGAAGAAGAUCACCUUCUCCUUACUAUAGUCGGUACAGAUCACGAUCAAGAUCUCGUUCCUACAGCCCAAGACGCUAUUGAUACACAGAAUGGUUGCAGAUGAGGACAUCUUUUUCUUUCUGUGUGUGUGUGUGUGUGUGUGUGUGUGUGUGUGUGUGUUGGUUUGGUUUGCUUUUGGGUUUUUUGUUUGUUUUGGUUUGGUUUUGGGUCUUGAGUUUGUUUUUUGUUUAAUUCUGGAUUUCCCCAAGCUUCUAAUCCUUCUUACUUCUUAAAAAGAACCCUUAAAAAAAUCUUCGGUUUAUUCACCAUCUACAAUUUGUCAGUUGUAUUGCUGUUUCCACCCCUUAAAGAUGUAAUUGUUGUCAUUUUGAGUAGUUAAACAUCUUAAGUAAAAAAAAGGAACCCCCAGUGUUACGCUUUGUAAACGAUUUUUUCCCUUUUUUUCUUUUUCUUUCUUUUUUUCCUUUUCUUCUUUUUUUUUUGCUUUCCUUUGCUUUUACAGAAAAUUAACUCCUGGCUAAUCAAAUGAGGAAAGAAAUGAUCUUUUUAAAGCUUCUUUUGUGUUAGGUAUUGUAUUAGACAUUAUACUAGAGACCUCCAUUUACGACGAACUCCUUUUUUAACUUUCUUUUGGGGAAGGUAGUAACACAUAAAGUAGUUCAGUCAUGUCAAGUUUGUCUGGGGUGGCAUGGAGCAGUCAAAUAGUUGAGUGUAGAAAGUUUGAAGCUAUAUAAAAAAACACUUGUUCAUUUCUUUGGAAGAACAAAAUUUUUGAACCCUAAAAAUUACGUCAUUUUUUUAAGAGAUGAAAGCUUGUGGACUCCUACAAAACAUGUUGUAUUUAAAAUACAUCUGUUAAGACUUAAAGUGUGAUGUUUGUGUUGAAUUUAUUGAAAUUUAAGUAUUCCCUUAAUCAGUGAAGGACAACUAUUAUUUAUUACUUAGAGCAAUUGUAUACUUUGCUGUUAGAAAUUUUUGUAUGGGGACAAUGGUUAAGCAGGCUAUUAUUGUAUAGUAUAGAGUUCUUUAGAGGAUACGUGUGAGGAAAAGUAGUCUCCUUUCAAAUAAAGGUUAAUUUCUUUGAAAA